Selaginella moellendorffii is the source of this 1749-nucleotide messenger RNA. RefSeq lists its product as uncharacterized. The coding region runs from base 953 to 1462 and encodes 169 amino acids. NCBI's taxonomy places the organism in Eukaryota, Viridiplantae, Streptophyta, Lycopodiopsida, Selaginellales, Selaginellaceae. The transcript is spliced from 2 exons. The record is from RefSeq and is a predicted model, not a curated record.
GCCAAACUAAUAAGCUUGCAUCACCAAGAUCGCAACCUUUCAUACAAUAAACAAUCUAUGGAACAAAUACCUGCACUAGGACUGGCUGGGAUAAUCGCUCAGCUGCAUACACACAUGUCAAAACCCUCUAAGCAGUUUCCUGUGACACCUCACCUCACCUCAAGGAUGGCUCUUAAAACCAAAACUUUGAGAGAGUGGGUGCUCUCUAUGUUACUCACGGCCAACCGAUGACCCUAAAGAUUCUCCUGGAAAUGGAAGCACCUCGUCCUCUAUCAAGUGAUGAUCAGCAUAGCUAGCAUUUAUGCUACAUCGCUCGAAAGAACCCAGGACUAACCUCUCCAAGAUUUGCCCUCUCGACGACAACUUUUCUUGGAUCUAUAGAAACGAAUCAUCAACCAAGAGAAGAAAGCGUGGAGAGUGAGACCUACGUGACGAGUUUUCAACUCGGUGGAAUCAUGAUCUUGAUGUUGAAAAUCACCCUCCAAAUUUGUGCUCGAAUGCCGUCGCUUCUUGGAGCUGGAAACCAAAAAACGAAGAAGGAAAUCUAAGGCCGCUCUUGUUGUCAUCGCUAAGGAUUCUGCGGCGCCAUUGACUGUCGCUUGCCAUCAAGUGGCUGCUUCGGUCUUGUUCAUCUCUGGCAGCGGCGUCUUGAUCGUUGCAACUGCAACGAAGAGCUCCGAUCUACUCAUUGGAUUCAAUCCAUUGCCCUCCUCAUUCGUACAAGUGUGCGUCCACGACCUAGGUUUUAUGGAUUAUUUCACUGGACAAUUCAGUGAAAUGAUGGUUGGUCGUUGCGCAGCGAAACAUCGAGGAAGAGUCAGCAAAACCGGGAAAAGAGAUAGCUGCUCGCUACUCCGCCGAAUUGGAACAUAAAUCUCGCGAAUUUGGCAAUUUGAAGAGGAAUACAAUCAGGUGAGAGAUAUUAAAAAGGCGAGAGCAAUGCCAGACAACAAUGGAGUUUCAAGGACUCCUUACGGCAUAUGCCCAAUAUGGGCAUUUUCUGACAGCAAAGCUAUUCUUUGACUCGAUGCCUACUAGAAUGAUCCGCGGAGAGGGCAUCUCCAGGAAUUAUGAAAGAAUACGACAUUGUGGGAAUUGUAUGUUUCAUGUCUACACCAUGCUGGAGCGAAACGAGAUCUCUUGGACGAUCAUGACCGUCGGCGGAAUGGAAUGUGGUGGUGUCAUGGACGGCCAUGAUCGCUGGAUACGCCACAUGGCCGAGGCAACGAGCGCUGUUCGAUGCUAUUCCGGAACGCAACGUCAUCUCGUGGAACGCGUUCAUCGACGGCUGGAUCAACGCGGGGAAUCUAGAGGACGCUGCCAACGAAUGCCAAGCUGGGAAAUGGCCAAUGGCGACAAUGAUCCAUCUAAGCUCAAUCCGCCGUAUCGUCCUUCCACUCUGAUCUUGGAGCCGCGAGCGAACAGCCCGAGCUGGCCGCAAGAGAACGCUCACAAACGCUGAAUGGUCGGGAUCAAACAUCAUCGUCGUGAACGAGCCCUGGAGGAUCACGUCCAGAGCGACGAGGUUCUUCUCGCGCAUUCUAUCCAGUGGAAUUAUUUUCGAAACAUGGUCGACGAUCAUCAAGUCCAAGCACUGGGAGCGCACUACUGCGGUUAGCUAGCCAAGGUCGAGGAUCUCAUCUCCAGCAUGCCUUAAAGUCCCAGAUCGCGUUUCUCGCUCCCUGUCGGCUCCAAGAAGAUCCACAACGAGCAACAGGCGCUGCUCGCAGCUCGACAGCACCAUCUCGU